AUGUACUUCUUCCUGGGGAACUUAUCCUGCUUGGAAAUCUGCUACAUCUCCACCAUACUGCCCAGGCUGCUGGUCAGCCUCCUGACAGGGGACAGAACCAUCUCUGUUACGGGCUGCGUGGUUCAGUUUUAUUUCGCUGGCUUCCUAAUUAUUGCUGAAUGUUAUAUGUUAGCUGUGAUGUCUUAUGAUCGGUACUUAGCAAUAUGUAAACCUCUGCGCUAUGCAACACUUAUGAAUGCCAGGUUCUGUAUGCAGCUAGCAGCUGGAUCUUGGUUAAUUUCACUCAUUUUUCUAUCCAUAUUAAUAUCUUUUAUGGCACAAUUAGCCUUCUGUGGCACCAAUGAAAUUGAUCAUUUCUUCUGUGAUCUCACCCCAGUCACUAAUCUCUCCUGCAGUGACACUUCUCUGGUUACUCUGGCGACCCUCAUUUUCACUUCCAUAAACAUGAUUGUUCCACUCCCUUUGACUCUGGCAUCUUAUGUUUAUAUCAUCUCCACCAUCCUGAGAAUCCCGUCCACCACUGGGAAGCAAAAGGCCUUUUCCACGUGCUCCUCUCAUCUUAUCGUGGUGACAGUUUUCUAUGGAACACUAAUAACUGUCUACAUGUUACCAAACACAGGGGCCCUGAGAGCCCCAAAUAAAGUGCUUUCAUUCUUUUACACUGUCUUGACACCCCUGAUCAAUCCCUUCAUCUACAGCCUGAAAAACAAAGAGAUCAAUGAAGCUCUGUGGAGAAUUCUGCCAAAAUGGUCUUUUGACACAGACACAGACCAUGAGGGGAAAGAGCAGAUUUCCUCUGAGAUUCGAAUGUUCAUGGCAUCAGCUUUGGGAUUACACAGUUUUAACAAACCACACAGCAUUAAUUCCCUUGUGAAGGUGCAUGACAACUCUCUGUUCCAAAACCCUGUGCAAAGCCUGAGUGUGAAAGAAUACAACUCCGAUCUCAGUUUGCGAGUGAUCUAUGUAGUCACUAUGGCUGUGAACAUCCUGAUUGCUGCACUGGUUGUGACUGAUCACCGCCUUUACACCCCCAUGUACUUCUUCCUGGAAAAUUUGUCCUGUUUGGAAAUCUGA
Molecule: messenger RNA, 1074 nt
Organism: Gopherus flavomarginatus (Mexican gopher tortoise)
Lineage: Eukaryota; Metazoa; Chordata; Testudines; Testudinidae
Product: olfactory receptor 1G1-like
Exons: 4
Coding region: 1-1074 (357 amino acids)
Biological process (GO): G protein-coupled receptor signaling pathway
Cellular component (GO): membrane
Molecular function (GO): olfactory receptor activity; G protein-coupled receptor activity
Source: RefSeq, a predicted model, not a curated record